Messenger RNA from Diplodia corticola, 1950 nucleotides. RefSeq names its product aromatic-l-amino-acid decarboxylase. Lineage: Eukaryota; Fungi; Ascomycota; Dothideomycetes; Botryosphaeriales; Botryosphaeriaceae. The transcript has 3 exons. The record is from RefSeq and is a predicted model, not a curated record. Gene Ontology annotation, molecular function: carboxy-lyase activity; pyridoxal phosphate binding. Gene Ontology annotation, biological process: amino acid metabolic process. The coding region runs from base 1 to 1950 and encodes 649 amino acids.
AUGGUCGAGGGCCUCAGCGAUAAGAGAUCCUUAUCGAUAGAUAAGGCGACGCGGAGAAAUGGCGGAAAACGUGCGCCGGGCGGCAACACUUCCGCAGUCCCAUUGAGCGCUGCGGCAGGUGAGAGCGAGUUCGACCAUCUAAAUCACUCUCUUGUCGUCAGCGUAGGGCGCGACUUGCCAACUCUCACGCUCCUUAAAUAUCCGUCUCUUGCGGCUACAGCUGCAGAGGCCUCAAUUCCCCCCCAGCAGAAGCCUGAGGUGCAGAAAACAAAAAUGGACUCGAGCCAAUUCCGCGAGGCGGCCCACGCCGCAAUUGAAGAGAUCAUCCAAUACUAUGACACGAUCGAAUCGCGCCGCGUCCUCUCCGACGUCUCGCCCGGCUACCUGCGCGAGCUGAUCCCCCCGUCCGCGCCGCAGACGCCGGAGCCGUGGUCGUCGAUCCAGCCGGACAUCGAGCGCGUCAUCAUGCCGGGCCUGACGCACUGGCAGUCGCCCAACUUCAUGGCCUUCUUCCCCGCCCACUCGACCUACCCCAGCAUGCUGGGCGAGCUGUACAGCGCCGCCUUCACCGCCCCCGCCUUCAACUGGCUGUGCUCGCCCGCCGUGACGGAGCUGGAGACGGUGGUGCUCGACUGGCUGGCCCAGCUGCUCGCCCUGCCCGAGUGCUACCUCAGCAAGGGCGAGGGCGGCGGCGUCGUGCAGGGCAGCGCGAGCGAGGCCAUCGUCACCGUCAUGGUGGCGGCGCGGGAGCGGGCGCUGCGGAACCUGACUGCCGGUCUGCAGGAGGCGGGCAGGGAGAAGGAGAGGGAGGACAGGGUGGAUUCGCUGCGCGGGAAGCUCGUGGCGCUGGGGAGCGAGCACGCGCACAGCUCGACGCAGAAGGGGGCCAUCAUCGCGGGGACCAAGUUCAGGUCGGUGCCGGCCGGGCGGCAGGACGGCUUCGCCAUGACGGGCAAGGCCCUGCGGCGCGUGCUGGAGGACUGCGAGAGGGACGGUCUGGUGCCGUACUACCUGACGGCCACCCUGGGCACGACGUCGACGUGUGCGGUCGACAGGUUUGAAGAGAUCGCCGAGGUGUUGAAGGACUAUCCCAAUGUCUGGGUGCACGUCGACGCGGCGUAUGCGGGCGCGGCGCUGGUGUGCGAGGAGUAUCAGCAUGAUCUGGCGCCGCCGCUCGCGCACUUUGACAGUUUCGACAUGAACAUGCACAAGUGGCUGUUGACGAACUUCGAUGCCAGCUGCCUCUUCGUCAAAAAGCGCUCCGACCUCACGGCCGCCCUCUCCAUCACGCCCUCGUACCUCCGCAACAGCUUCUCCGACUCGGGCCUCGUCACCGACUACCGCGACUGGCAGAUCCCGCUCGGCCGCCGCUUCCGCGCGCUCAAGAUCUGGUUCGUGCUGCGCGCGCACGGCGCCGACGGGCUCCGCGCCCACAUCCGCGCCCACGUCCGCCUCGGCGAGCUGUUUUGCGCCCUCGUCCGCGAGCGUGCGGACGUCCUCGAGCUCGUCGCCGGGCCCGCGUUCGCCCUCAACGUCGUCAGCGUCGUGCCGCGGCGGAAGUGGCUGCGGAGUCGUGCCGCGGGGGCGGCGGCGGCGGCGGCGAGCGGUGGUGGUGGUGGUGGUCGCCAGCGCCGCGUCAGCGUCAGCGCCAGCCAGCCCGAUCCGGAUCAUGAGGCUUACCUGAAUGAUUUCACGUCCGAUGCGGAGGAGCAUGCGUUGCUGGAGGCGAACGAGAUCACGAAGGAGGUGUAUGAGACGAUCAACAAGCGGGGCGAGAUCUUCCUGACGAGCGGUAUCGUUGGAGGCGUGUAUGUCAUCAGGGUCGUUGCCAGCACGCCGAGGGUGGAGGAGAGGCAUGUCAGGAGGGCGUUUGAUAUCUUGGUGAAGACGGCUGAGGAGGUUUUGGAGGGAAAGGCUGGGGACGGCGGUGCCGUCGAUGGGUCGGCGUAG